Molecule: messenger RNA, 1269 nt
Organism: Cyphellophora attinorum
Lineage: Eukaryota; Fungi; Ascomycota; Eurotiomycetes; Chaetothyriales; Cyphellophoraceae
Exons: 1
Coding region: 1-1269 (422 amino acids)
Source: RefSeq, a predicted model, not a curated record
AUGAAUCGCUCUGCUGCACUACAGCAUCGCUGGAUAGCAACCGCCUGCUUACUCCUCGUCUUCGCCACUACGCUCAUAUUCUACUGGCCAGACGUCCCCUUCGUCGGUCACAAUGCAGCAGUCAAUGUGCCUUCCCUAACCUCCUCUUUCCGUCCUGCCAAUCAUGGCCUCGUGAAACCCGCUGGCGUCCCGGUCAUUGGCCUCAUCUUCUUUGGCCGCCGCGAUCGAGUUGAAGUCUUACGAUGCUAUCUCGAGCGCAACCUCGUCACUAACGGUGGCUGGCUUGAUGAGAUCCAAUGGGUGCGCAACACCCACGACGAGAAGGACUUGGCGUAUCUCCGCGAUGACAUACUGCCGAGCAAUCCACUCUACACCGAAAUCGACAUCAGCGAAAUGCCCGGAUCGGACCAGCAGGACCCAGCGUACGAGAACGCUUGGACAAAACUCCGCCGAGGCGCCAUUUACAUCAAGAUCGAUGAUGAUGUCGUCUUCAUCGGCGAGGACACCAUUCCUCGUAUGGUCGACCUCCGUGUCAAAGACCCAUCUAUCUUCACCGUCAGCGCCAACGUGAUCAACUCGCCCCUGAUGGGCUGGGUUCACUACCACGGCGGUGCCAUGCACCCUUACCUCCCCGAAUUCCCCGUCGACAAGUCUCACCACAUCCCGAAACUCGAAUCCACGCCAUGGGCCUACACGUCCCACCCGAACUGGACAGGCGACGCAGACUGGGGCUUCUACGCCGAAGACGCCGUGCCCGAGCACUACCACCGCUGGCUGCGCAUGACAGAAUCCGGUGACAGCUUGCCAUCCUCCACAGCAGCCCUCAUGCAACGCACACCCAUCACAAAGAUUCAGUACGAUACCUGGGGCACCGGCCUCCGCUCCUGGUCCAUCGCAGCACAAGAACACUAUUCCUUCCUAGAGAACCUCCACGACGACCCCUCGCUCGACAUCUACAAGCUGUCCAAGAUCUGGACGACCGACUACGAACGCCUCUCGAUCAACAUGAUUGCUGUUCUGUCGGACGACAUUUUGGACAACAUGCCGAUGACGGGCGUUGUGGACGGGAAGGACAAUACGCCGAUUGCGGACGAGGAGUGGUUGACGGUGGUGAUGCCACGGAAAUUGGGGAGGCAAGUGGUCGUGGAGACUGAUGCGCUAGUGGUGCAUUUUAGCUUUCGGACGCAGAGUGGGCUGUUCAGGACGGAUUUGUUGGGGAGGUAUGCGGAUUUUGCGAGGAGAGAGGUUUGUAUCGGGAGGUCUGAAUGA